Rosa rugosa (rugosa rose) is the source of this 609-nucleotide messenger RNA. RefSeq names its product peamaclein. The record is from RefSeq and is a predicted model, not a curated record. Bases 96 to 362 code for a protein of 88 amino acids. The transcript is spliced from 2 exons. NCBI's taxonomy places the organism in Eukaryota, Viridiplantae, Streptophyta, Magnoliopsida, Rosales, Rosaceae.
UAUAACACACACCCAAAACGUUUCAGAAACCAGUUCAACACUUGGUGCUCUUCCGUUCAUCUCCAUCCAACUAUCUCUUGUCGUUCUCCGUGAAAAUGAAGCUCGUCGUCGCAACAUUCAUGCUUGUUUGCCUUGUUCUCGGCUCAUCUGUGUUUGAGACCACAAUGGCUGGUUCACCUUUCUGCGACUCAAAGUGUGGGGUGAGAUGUUCGAAAGCUGGAUACAUGGAUCGGUGCUUGAAGUACUGUGGAAUAUGCUGCGAGAAAUGCAACUGCGUUCCUUCUGGGACUUACGGAAACAAGGACGAAUGCCCUUGCUACAGGGACCUCAAGAACUCCAAGGGAAACCCCAAGUGCCCUUAAUCUCCGACAACAAACAACUUCAUCCAUGGUGGUUGCUAUUAUCUGUGGUACGGUGUUGGUUUAUCUAUAUUUAUUGUGUACUCCUCGGUUACUCGGACCCGUAAAAGAAAAUAAUAACAAAAGUUAAUGCACAUAGAGGCAUAGAGCUAUAUAAGUAGCUUAAUUAUUUCAUUCCGGUGUGAAUAAACGGAGGUCCGUACCGUUAUAUGUUAUGAAUUUCACUGUUUCAGGCUUGUUGGGUGCUUCA